Molecule: messenger RNA, 375 nt
Organism: Mycosarcoma maydis (corn smut)
Lineage: Eukaryota; Fungi; Basidiomycota; Ustilaginomycetes; Ustilaginales
Product: 60S ribosomal protein uL29
Exons: 3
Coding region: 1-375 (124 amino acids)
Biological process (GO): translation; maturation of LSU-rRNA from tricistronic rRNA transcript (SSU-rRNA, 5.8S rRNA, LSU-rRNA)
Cellular component (GO): cytosolic large ribosomal subunit; ribosome
Molecular function (GO): structural constituent of ribosome; mRNA binding
Source: RefSeq, a predicted model, not a curated record
AUGGUAGGUGUUGUCAAGACGUUCGAGCUUCAGUCAAAGUCCAAGACGGACCUCACCAAGCAGCUCGAGGAGCUCAAGACUGAGCUGCUCAACCUUCGCGUCCAGAAGGUUGCUGGUGGUUCGUCGAGCAAGAUCCUGCGCAUCAACUCGCUGCGCAAGGACAUUGCCCGUGUCCUCACCGUCAUGAACCAGAAGCAGCGUGCCAACCUGCGCGAGUUCUACAAGGGCAAGAGCCAGAUCCCUCUCGACCUGCGUGCCAAGAAGACCCGUGCUAUCCGCCGCAAGCUCAACCAGCACGAGCGCACCCGCAUCACCGAGCGUCAGCACAAGCGCGAGAUCCACUUUGCCAACCGCAAGUACGUUCUCAAGGCAUAA